This is a messenger RNA of Thamnophis elegans (Western terrestrial garter snake), 3260 nucleotides long. Its product is annotated as extracellular serine/threonine protein kinase FAM20C-like. Gene Ontology annotation, molecular function: phosphotransferase activity, alcohol group as acceptor. Gene Ontology annotation, biological process: protein phosphorylation. NCBI's taxonomy places the organism in Eukaryota, Metazoa, Chordata, Lepidosauria, Squamata, Natricidae. Gene Ontology annotation, cellular component: Golgi apparatus. Bases 331 to 1938 code for a protein of 535 amino acids. The transcript has 10 exons. The record is from RefSeq and is a predicted model, not a curated record.
AAAAUUCAUAGACAACCUCUCGUUCUCCCCUUUUCUUGCUGAGGACUACUUGAUGAAGGAAAUGUUUGUAGCAGACGUAGCUUUAUAUAUAUAUUUUUUUCAUAAGUAAAGGUGAUUAUAACAUAAACGGAGAGAUUAUAGUUGUUUAAUUGUUUGUUUUGCCUGAAAAAAGUUGAACUUCUGCAUUUCUCCCUGGAUUACAGUUCUGGAAAUACUAUUCUUACUGCUGCAUUCUUGCAAUUAGGAUCAAAAAAGAAGAGAGACUUUUUCUAUUUACAUGUGAAUCUUUGACAUUCGGUUGCAUCUUUCUGUAUCUAAGAAUCCAAGAAGAUGGUACGCUACCUGCCUUUUUUGUUCCAGAGGAAACUCAAAGCCACCCUUUGUCUUUUUCUCCUUAUGGUUGUCCUGAUACACAUUGUGAUGGAAUUUGUGCCCUCUGCUGAUAAGACGUCCUGCAGGUGUCUAUCUAAAGCCACAGGUAACUUGGACCAUUUAUCACCCCGUUCCAUAUCAGCAACUCAGAAUAAGAUGAAUCUGAGGAAUCUUCAGGAUUUUAGUAGCAGUAACAGCUCCCUGGAAAAAGGAUUUCAUUCAACAGAAGGUGUGUCUCAUGUGGAUGGCCUCAGCAAUGUGGGUCUCCAAGAUGCCAACAUCAAGCAACAACGGGAAACCAGAGAAAAACCCAGCCAGAAAAUCAAAUCCAAAUUGUCUGCUCUUUUUCACCAUCCUCUGUAUAAGAUCCCAAUCCCAAAAAUUGCAAGGAAAGACAAACUAUUUGGGAACAAGCCAACGAUGAAUCUCUUCAUAAAAAAUGAAGGAAUCAUAAUCAACAGUGCAGAAGUUCUUCAGAACCACAGUGCUCAUCCUGCUUGGUUCAGUUUUUACGCUGGAAUCAAUCGCUAUGAAUUGUAUGCCCGCCAUGAUCCCUCUCGCCAUGACUUGAUGAAGGAUUUGGCCAAACAGAAAAUUAUUAGCUCAGUUCAGAAGCCUGGAGGAACUCAACUGAAGCUUAUCAUGACUUUUCCCAAUCAUGGCGAAGCUCUCUUCAAACCUAUGAAGCAAACCCGAGACCAGGAGACUUCAGCAGACUUCUUUUACUUUUCAGACUUUGAGCGGCACAAUGCAGAAAUAUCAGCUUUUCAUUUGGACAGGAUCUUGGACUUUAGAAGAAUUCCCCCAGUUUCUGGACGCUUGGUGAACAUAAGCGAGGACAUUCGUGACAUUACCACAGAUAAGAAACUGUUUAAAACGUUUUUCAUCUCCCCAGCUGGCAACAUCUGUUUCUUUGGUGAGUGCUCCUACUAUUGCUCCACUGAACAUGCUUUGUGUGGCAAACCUGACCAGCUUGAGGGAUCCAUGGCAGCCUUGUUGCCUGACAAAAUAAUAGCUGGACGCCAGUCUUGGCGGAAUCCCUGGAGGCGUUCCUAUUCCAAGAUCAAGAAAGCUGAGUGGGAGCUGAAUGAAAAUUACUGUGCUAAGAUUCGAAAGACACCGCCCUAUAACAACACAGCCCGGCUUCUGAAUCUCAUUGACAUGACCAUGCUUGAUUUUCUCAUGGGAAAUAUGGAUAGGCACCAUUAUGAGACAUUUGAAAAGUUUGGUAACCACACUUUUUAUCUUCACCUGGACAAUGGAAGAGGGUUUGGGAGACAUUCUCAUGAUGAAAUGUCUAUUCUGACUCCUCUUCGUCAAUGCUGCAUUAUUAAAAAGUCAACCUUCCUGCGGCUGCAACUGCUUGCUACUGAGCCUUUUCGCUUGAGUGAUGUCAUGCGUGAAUCAUUAGCUUCAGAUCCCCUGUCUCCAGUCUUAUCAGAGCCUCAUCUGGAAGCACUGGAUCGACGACUGAAAAAGAUAUUGGCUAUGGUGGAAAACUGCAAAAAGGCAGAUGGACCCAAAGAAGUAAUAGUCGAUGAUUUAAAAGGAAAGCAGCAUUUUUAGUUCAGAGUAGCUAGAGAAGUGAUCGUGAUCUUACCUACACAAUAACCCCAACCACCAUUUUUUGUUCACUCAUGAAGAAAUUAUCUACCGUUGCUAUUUAUUGGGGAGGGGAGCAUCUAUAGUUUAUUGAGUUCCAAUAUGGAGCUGUGAACUUUGUCCACUGACAGAUCAGACAAUUUGUUUAUUUAACUAACUUCUAGAUGACCUGUUGCCUUAACAAUCAUGCACAGCAAGAAAUCAAUUCAGACUAUGGUGCCAACUUCCAGUCAAUUCCUCCAGAUUGCCUCUUGAGAGAGAGAAAAAGUAUCAGGAGUAAAAAGGGAUUGGAGGCUAGGGAGAGCGUACAGUGUCUCAUGUCACCAGUUCUUUGAAGUUGCCCAGAGGUUGCCUCUGCAGCUCUUGAUAGGAAAAAAAGUAUUUACUUCUGACAACUGCUAGGCAAUAUUACCUACUAAGGCCUCUGGUACCAUGUUUUUCUAUUGUAUGGUCCUUUUAGAAAGGGCAAGAUGUGAACCUGGAAUUGUCUGCCUGAAAUCAUAUAAAUGGUUAUCUGAAUAAUUAGUUCCAUGUAUUAUGCAACAUUCUGCUUCAGGUAAUGACCAACUAAAUGGAAAUAUAUAUUUUGUACAGUAUGUAAACUGUUGUACAGGAACAUAACCAGUUCAUAGUGAGCCAUCCAGCCCAUAUUAUUGACCUGGACCAGUAGUGGCUCACCAGUGUUUUAGACAAUUUUCCCCCCAAGUCCUACUUGGUGAUUCCAAGAAUAAAAUUUUAGAUAUUUAGUAAAAAGAUGAAAUGCUUUAUGAUAUGUGAAGUCUACCCAUAGAGGGGAAUGUGUAAACUCAGGCAAGGCUCCUAUUGGGCAGGUAGCCUAUGGUUCUCCAAAUAUUCUUAUACAACAUUUUCAAGCAACAUCCAGAAGCACCAGCCAAUGAGACAGCCAAUGAAGGUUGCUGUUCAAAAGCAUCUUGACAGAUACAGGUUGCUUACUCCUGUCCUUGGAUAGGUGGAUUCAAAGGAAAACAUGCAUACAUAGUUACAUGAAUGAUUUAACAUGAUUGCCCAUGAAUUGGUUUUAUGGCCUUUUGGAUGGAAAUUUUUUAAAAGAAAUUGAAGAAAUACUAUUGUAGCUACUGUACAAUAACUGUAUUACAAAUUUAUUGGGAAUUUCAUGUUCUUAUUUUUCCAAGAAUAUAACAAAUGAAUGAGUAACAAAUUGUUUUAAUGAUAUUUUAGGUCUUUAGAGGGGAAGGUAGCCAAAGUAUAUUUCUACUGAAAAUGACAAGCAAAUGUGCCAUGGUUUAUUCAGGGUAUUGAGUUAA